Messenger RNA from Mesorhabditis belari, 1209 nucleotides. The record is from the annotation of a GenBank genome assembly. NCBI's taxonomy places the organism in Eukaryota, Metazoa, Nematoda, Chromadorea, Rhabditida, Rhabditidae.
AUGCCGUACGAUGAGGAGCUCGUGCGCCUCAAUAAUGGAGAUCCGAAGAAUAACGAAAAGAAGAAAAAAGAAAAUAUGAAUGGAUGGAGAGGUCCAUCAACAUCGACCUCUCCACCACCAAAAUUGAGAAAAGCUCGUUUGGUGGCCAAAGAUGGGGAAACCCUUUUAAGCCUCAUUCAAUUACCACGACGAUUUCAAAUUUGUUACAGAAAUUGGUUUCAUUUGAUCAUCGAACAGGAAUGGAGGACAAUUCUCUUAAUUUUUACAUCCGGUUUUUUCUGCUCCUGGGCUUUUUUCGGCGUUCUAUACUAUGCGAUUUCAGUUAGAACAAUGCCUAGAGAUGAUUCCGAAAUCGCUUAUAUAACACAAACUGGGUCGGUUGAUGCUUCAAAUGUUACGAAACCGAAAAUAUGUAUCGAAAAAGUUUAUACAUUGGUAGAUGCUCUAUUGUUCAGUAUGGAAAGUCAACAUACUAUUGGAUACGGGUACAGAUAUAUGACAAAUGAGUGUCCACCCGCUUACACUAUAUUAAUGGUGCAAUUGGUUGUCGGGUGUUUUCUUCAAACAAUGCUUGCUGGAAUUGUUGUGGCAAAAGUGUUAAGACCAAAGAAAAGAAAACAGGAAAUUCGUUUCUCAAAGAGAGCCGUUGUUGGCCCAGUCGAUGAACAUGAUCACCGACCAGCCUUGAUGAUUCGUUUGGCUGACAUUCAACAAAAUCUUUAUCUUGCUGAAAGUCAUGUCAGAAUGUAUAUGGCAUCAUCAAGAAUUAAUAAACAUGGAGAUCGAGAACUUGUUGGAGUGAAAGAUAUGAAUGUUGGAUAUGAUUCUGGAUGGGAUCGAGUACUUCUUUUAUGGCCAAUAAUCAUUCGACACAUUAUCGAUGAAGAAAGCCCUCUUUUUGGAUUAACAAAGGAAAGUCUUCAGGUUUCCAAUUUCGAGUUAAUAAUGACAGUGGAAGGGAUUGUUGAAGCAACGGGAAUGACAUUUCAAGCAAGGACAUCAUUUCAACCGGAGGAAAUAUUAUGGGGGCACAGAUUCACUCCGAUGAUCCUUAUGAAUGAGAAAAAUCAAAAAUGGGAAGUUCACUACGGACUUUUUGAUCAGGUGGAACGAUGUGGUGAGAUCGAUACGCCAUGUAGAUUAGCUGAAACAGAGGAUUCUCAUGAUGAAGAAGAUGAACAUCACAUGGUCAACAAAUCUGGAUUUAUG